Messenger RNA from Sphaerulina musiva SO2202, 1204 nucleotides. Its product is annotated as NAD(P)-binding protein. Bases 27 to 923 code for a protein of 298 amino acids. The record is from RefSeq and is a predicted model, not a curated record. Gene Ontology annotation, molecular function: oxidoreductase activity. The transcript has 3 exons. Lineage: Eukaryota; Fungi; Ascomycota; Dothideomycetes; Mycosphaerellales; Mycosphaerellaceae.
CCAACAUCUCGACUCCAGUCACCAUCAUGUCGUCCAGCAAAGGUGUGUUUGAGAUUGGCUUCCAGCCCGACGUACAACACCAAGACGCACCCGGCACGCAGUCCAAACUCGGCCCAGCUCCCGCCAUUGACCAAGUGCCCGAUGGCAAAGGAGGUGCAAAACUGUACCAGGCCGCAGGCAAAUUAAAGGACAAGAAGGCAGUCAUUACAGGCGGCGACAGUGGUAUCGGUCAAUCCACCGCCGUGCUCUUCGCCAUGGAGGGUGCAGACGUCUUCUUCACCUACCUGGCGUCAGAGAAGAAGGAUGCAGACGAAACGGUCCGACUUGUGGAAGCCAAGGGUCGCAAAGCCUAUGCAUAUGAAGCAGACUUGAAAGCCAAGGAGACGUGCAAGAAGGUCAUUGAAGCUGCCCUGGAGAAGUUGGGAGCUAUCAAUAUCUUGUUCAACAAUCAUGCCUAUCAGAUGGUACAAGAGAACAUUUUGUCUUUGCCUGAAGAGCAGUGGGAGAAUACGUUUGCCACCAACAUUCAUCCAUUCUUCUACCUCUCCAAAUACGUCCUUGCCCACAUGACUCAAGGCGACACCAUCAUCAACAACGCCUCCAUCAACGCCUACAUUGGCCGACCCGAUCUCCUGGAUUACACUUCCACCAAGGGCGCCAUUGUCUCCUUCACGCGAGGUCUCUCCAACCAGUUUGUCGCCAAGGGUAUCCGAGUGAAUGCCGUGGCUCCAGGCCCAGUCUGGACGCCUCUGAUUCCCUCCACCAUGUCGACGGAUGCGAUCAAGCAGUUUACCAGCCCCAUGGGUCGACCAGGCCAACCUUCUGAGAUUGCCACUUGUGUCGUAUUCCUGGCGUCGACAGAUUCUUUCCAAUUGUCUGGACAGGUCAUCCACGCCAACGGAGGUGUCAUUGUGAAUGGAUAGGUGUGUCUCAUCUGGGGGACUUGAUUCUCGCUAUAAUGAUAUUCCCAAUACUGUAUUGUUCAUUCUGUCCGUGUCCUAUUCCUGGCAGCUUUUGUCUCUUGGCUUCAUCCAGAUGGGUGCCACUUAUCCAUGUGGCGGAGAGAGAGAAGAUGUAUGCACUCCCAGAGCAGCAAACUCCUCCCAAUUCGUCGUGAAAAAUAGCCCCAAACAUGUAUGUAUCCCUUCUCUUCCCUUCCCUCCCUCAUUCCAACCUCCACAACCACCUCCCAAACUCCUUUUUC